ACUCUUCAAGAAAACUGCACCCUGAUUUUUUUUGGAGGGUGUUCAGGAAAAUGCCAGCCCAGCAGCGACGGAUUAGAACCCGGGACAGGAAUAAUGCUCUGGCCAGACCGGAAUUCAUGUCUCUAAAUCAGCCGCCGACGUUGACCCAGGAGGGCCGAAGCCCCAACAGAAAACAGAGCGGGCAAACGGGCAACUCCAGCGAGGGCUCGAGGGAAAAAUCGCAAAGCCAGCUGCUUCCCGAAGAAGACUGCAUGCAGCUGAACCCUUCUUUCAAAGGCAUCGCGUGGAAUUCACUGAUGGCCAUUGAUAUCUGUAUGUCCAAGCGGCUGGGCGUUUGCGCCAACAGUGCUUCAUCUUGGGGAAGCGCCCGCUCCAUGGUCACGUUGAUCGGAAUAACCAGCCAUGGGUUGCCUUGGAUUGGGGGAGCGAUAGUUUGUUUGUGGAACAGCAACACAUUGGCGGGGCAAGAAGUCCUAACAAACCUGCUGCUCGCCCUGAUGCUGGACAUUCUGACUGUGGCCGGAGUGCAGAAGCUGGUAAAGCGUCGCGGUCCGUAUGAGAUGACUCCUGGAAUUCUGGACUACCUUGUCCUCGAUGUGUAUGCCUUCCCUGCUGGACAUGCCAGCAGAGCCACCAUGGUAUCUAAGUUCUUCCUCAACCAUUUGGUACUUGCCAUCCCACUUCGCGUUCUGCUGGUCCUCUGGGCCUUUUUAGUUGGAUUAUCUCGUAUCAUGAUUGGCCGACAUCACAUAACUGAUGUUUUAGGAGGGUUUGUGAUUGGCUAUCUGCAGUUUAACUUUGUGGAGUUUCUCUGGCUUUCUUCGAACACUUGCCAGAUGUUGUCCUCCUUCUGGUAAAGUCCCACACUUGCUGUCAAGGAAAGACUUAAUGCCAACAACGAAUGGACCUUUUAUAAAAACUCAACGUUCUAUGUUCCGUGGAUGCUUCAGGAGAGCAACGAAAGGACAACUGAGUUAUUGUUAUUUUUGUUCUAAUAAGAAAAAAAAGUAAUUGUGAUAUCAUCU
Messenger RNA from Spea bombifrons (plains spadefoot toad), 1025 nucleotides. RefSeq names its product phospholipid phosphatase 7 (inactive) (gene PLPP7). The transcript is spliced from 2 exons. NCBI's taxonomy places the organism in Eukaryota, Metazoa, Chordata, Amphibia, Anura, Pelobatidae. Gene Ontology annotation, cellular component: nuclear envelope. The record is from RefSeq and is a predicted model, not a curated record. The coding region runs from base 51 to 857 and encodes 268 amino acids. Gene Ontology annotation, molecular function: sphingosine-1-phosphate phosphatase activity.